Messenger RNA from Hansenula anomala, 3057 nucleotides. It is a transcript of the gene HIS4, whose product is annotated as trifunctional histidinol dehydrogenase/phosphoribosyl-AMP cyclohydrolase/phosphoribosyl-ATP diphosphatase. Gene Ontology annotation, molecular function: phosphoribosyl-ATP diphosphatase activity; phosphoribosyl-AMP cyclohydrolase activity; histidinol dehydrogenase activity. Gene Ontology annotation, biological process: L-histidine biosynthetic process. Gene Ontology annotation, cellular component: cytoplasm. NCBI's taxonomy places the organism in Eukaryota, Fungi, Ascomycota, Saccharomycetes, Phaffomycetales, Wickerhamomycetaceae. Bases 73 to 2628 code for a protein of 851 amino acids. The record is from RefSeq and is a predicted model, not a curated record. The transcript has a single exon.
AUUUAAUCAGUACAGAUUGGAUCUUUUAUCAAGACAAUAGAACCAAUCCACCCACCUACUCACAUAACAAGGAUGCCUUUCCCAGUACUACCUCUUUAUGAGGCUGCUGCUUCAUUAGAGCAAAUAAAGAAACUGUCCGUUACAGGAUUAGCAUUGUUCAAGCUGAAAGAUGAAUCAGACUUAUCAAUAAUCACUUCAAAUGCUGAACUUUUGAAAAACUCAGAAAUUAGUAUUGAAUUCACUGCAAAAGUUGACAUCUCCAAGAUAAUCGAACUAUUAAACAACGGUGUUAGUAAGAUUUUUGCUGAUGUUGACUAUUAUGAAGAAUUGAUUGAUGCUGGUAUUCCAUCAACUAGAAUUGGAUUAAAAUUGACUUCUUGUAAUGAAAUUUCAAAAUACGAUGCUUCUGUCUCAGUUAUUUUACCAUCAUCUGAACCAUUAGGUGAUUUGAAAGCUGCCACUAACGGUGGAGAAAGAUCAAUCUUUGUUUCCUUAGAUGAAUCAUCUCAUGUCACUAUCAAUUCAUUAGUUGCAUCUAAUUUGAUUCCAAUUAUUAAUAAUGAAGAUUUGACCACUGACAAACAAGAUGGCAAAAUCUCAAUUAGUGAUUUAUUUGUGAGCUCAUUAACCACUGAUAGAAAAGAUGGUUUGUUCACUACUUUGGUUACUGAUGUCCAUAAUCAUUCAUUAGGUCUUGUCUACUCUUCAAAAGAGUCAAUCAGUGAAGCCAUUAGAACCAAAACCGGUGUUUAUCAAUCUAGACGUCAUGGAUUAUGGUAUAAAGGUGCUACUUCAGGGGCUACACAAGAGUUGAUCAAAUUGGAUAAGGAUUGUGAUGGUGAUUGUUUGAAAUUUGUUGUCAAACAAUCUGGUGUUGGAUUUUGUCACUUGGAACAAGAUUCAUGUUUUGGUAACAUUUCAGGCUUAGCAAGAUUAGAAAAAACUUUAGCAGAUAGAUUAGAAAAUGCUCCAGAAGGUUCAUACACCAAAAGAUUAUUCACUGAUGAAAAAUUAUUAGUUGCAAAGAUUAAAGAAGAAGCUGAAGAGUUAACAGAAGCCGAAACUAAAGAAGAUAUCGCCUGGGAAGCUGCUGAUCUAUUCUAUUUUGCCCUUACAAGAUGUGUCAAGAAUGGUGUUUCAUUAGAGGAUAUUGAAAGAAAUUUGGAUUUGAAAGGAUUGAAAAUUACUAGAAGAAAAGGUGAUGCUAAACCAAAGUUCAUUGAACAAGAAUCAAAACCUGCAACUACAGCUGCACCAGCAAAGAAAGAAAUAGAAGCUGUUGAUCCAAAUGAAAGAAUCUUGAUGGGCGUUGUUAACACCAAGACUGCAUCAAAUGAAGAAAUUGAAGCUGCUUUGAAAAGACCAGUUCAAAAAACCUCAGAAAUUAUGAAACUAGUCAAUCCUAUUGUGGAAAAUGUUCGUCAGAAAGGUGAUGAAGCUUUAUUAGAGUACACUGCUAAAUUUGAUGGUGUUAAAUUAAGUUCACCAAUCUUGAAAGCACCAUUUGACCCAAAGACUUAUGCCGUUACUCAAGAAUUGAAAGAUGCUAUUGAUAUUUCCGUGGAGAAUGUUUAUAAAUUCCACAAGGCCCAAUUACAAGAAGAGACUUUACAUGUUGAAACACAACCUGGUGUUGUUUGUUCCAGAUUUGCUAGACCAAUUGAAAGUGUUGGGUUAUAUGUUCCAGGUGGUACCGCUGUUUUACCAUCAACUACAUUAAUGUUGGGUGUUCCUGCUCAAGUUGCUGGAUGUAAAAACAUUGUUAUUGCUUCACCACCAAGAAAAGAUGGUUCAAUUUCACCAGAAGUUGUGUAUAUUGCUCAUAAAAUUGGUGCUUCUGCAAUCGUUUUAGCAGGUGGUGCUCAAGCUGUUGCAGCUUUAGCUUAUGGUACUCAAAGUGUUCCAAAAGUUGACAAGAUCUUGGGGCCAGGUAAUCAAUUUGUUACAGCUGCUAAAAUGUAUGUUCAAAAUGAUACUAGUGCCCUAUGUUCUAUUGAUAUGCCAGCUGGUCCUUCUGAAGUUUUAGUUAUUGCUGAUGGUAAAGCUGAUCCAGAUUUUGUUGCAUCUGAUUUAUUGUCACAAGCUGAACAUGGUAUUGAUUCUCAAGUUAUUUUAAUUGGUGUUGAUUUAUCUGAAAAAGAAUUGACAGCUAUUGAAAAUGCAGUCCAUGAACAAGCCUUAGAAUUACCAAGAGUUGAAAUUGUUCGUAAAUGUAUUAAACAUUCAACUACUUUAUUAGUUUCAUCUUAUGAUGAAGCAUUUGAUUUAUCAAACAAAUAUGCACCAGAACAUUUAAUCUUACAGAUUGCUAAUGCUAGAGAUUAUGUUUCAAAAGUUGAUAACGCAGGUUCCGUUUUCGUUGGUGCUUAUUCUCCAGAAAGUUUAGGUGAUUAUUCAAGUGGUACUAAUCAUACUUUACCAACUUAUGGUUAUGCUAAAAUGUAUAGUGGUGUUAACACUGCAACUUUCCAAAAAUUCUUAACAAGUCAAGAUGUUACACCUGAAGGUUUGAAAAACAUCGGUCAUGCUGUUAUGUCAAUUGCUAAAGUUGAAGGUUUAGAUGCUCAUAGAAAUGCUGUCAAAAUUAGAAUGGAGAAAUUGGGAUUAUUAGAUAAAGAUUUUGUUUAAAUAUUUGUACAAAUUUAAAAAAUAAAAAGUUUCAUUUAUCAUAGACAUGUAUUAAUCUAGCAAUAAUUAUUAUUCUUGAUCUAUAAUUUUAACAACUUUUUCAAUUGACCUGAACGUUUCAAAGAUUGUAAAUCUGAAUUACCACCAAUAUGUUCACCAUCAAUGAAGAUGUUUGGAACUGUUGAUUGACCAGUGAUUUCAGCUAAAGCAUCUUGAAUUUCAGAACCAUCACCAAUUUGGUUCAAUUGUAAAACAUAUGGUUGAACUUUCAAAUCCUCAAAUGUAGAUAGUGUUUCUUUACAAUAUGGACAGUAUGAUUUUGAAGCAACAAAGAUGCUAUUUGAAUCAAUCAAGUUUUUAACUUUUGUAACAACUUCUUGUCUAGCCAUUUUUUUAGGUCCAAAGAAUCUUUGAAAUACUGAAAACAAU